AUGUCGAACCACAGCUCAACUCCUCCGAUCUCAGUUCCCCCAUCGUCCUCGCGCCAGCGUCGAGCAUCCAUUGCAUCAGGACUCUCUUUCCCGGAAUAUAAAUCGGGCAGCCAGAGCCUAGGUGGCCCCCAGGCUGGUUCUAUGGCCAGUGCCAUGGCCAAUGCUCAAACAAACCAGAGACGCCGACUGUCCAUUACUACCUUAGGUCUGUCCGGGUCGCCAACUCAGCCUCUGCAGUAUGGAAAUCGAAACUUGCGACAGGGAAGCAUCUCCAGCUCUGUGGGAUCUAGCCCAGGGAACAACGAAGAAGCCGUGGCAGAGGAUGUUGAGAACUCCCCUCCCGGCGGCAUGCCGAGAUCUCCGUUUGCCCGCCGUCUCUCGUUCGGUGCUCAGGCAUUACGAGAUGCCCGCGCUGGAAGUAUUGGCACCGGUAGAUACCACCUCUCUCCCCCUAUAUCACCCGCGGCUGGAAAGAGCCGGACAGCAUCGUCUGCCGGCCUCUCCAACCAUUCAAUCAGCAAUAGCAUUCCAGGAAAAUCAUCUGCAAGUACAUAUAAAGGUCUUCCCCAGAACGAUAUAUCUAACAAGUCUCGGCGACCAAUAGGCGAGGGCUUCAACUGGUCUGAAGCUCUUCGAGCAAGGGCUGAACGCGGGCCCAUAUCUCCAAAUUCGGCUCAAUCCCAGCAGGGCCAGCAGGCUCCGCAUAGACGGGCUGCGUCCAUCGCGUCCAUGGACCAGCCAGCGCGGGAAAUGCCAAAACAACCCAAGCAAAACAAUAAACCGGAUUUUUUCCAGGAGAAGAUCCUCAGGGGUGACUUUAUGGAUUAA
Messenger RNA from Aspergillus puulaauensis, 828 nucleotides. RefSeq lists its product as uncharacterized. NCBI's taxonomy places the organism in Eukaryota, Fungi, Ascomycota, Eurotiomycetes, Eurotiales, Aspergillaceae. The transcript has a single exon. Bases 1 to 828 code for a protein of 275 amino acids. The record is from RefSeq and is a predicted model, not a curated record.